Messenger RNA from Orbicella faveolata, 1898 nucleotides. Its product is annotated as furin-like protease 2. The record is from RefSeq and is a predicted model, not a curated record. NCBI's taxonomy places the organism in Eukaryota, Metazoa, Cnidaria, Anthozoa, Scleractinia, Merulinidae.
CUGAUGUAUUUGUCAGUAGCGCAGGUCAACAACUCGAGCAAGAGACAUCUUUGUUAACUUGAACAAGCGGGUUUUAACUACGUCAACCAUGGGAGUGAAAACUGGCUGUUUCCUUGUCACAUGGGCUGUACUUCUUGCAAGUGGAAGAGCAACAAGUGUGGAAGACAGAGAGUUCAUAGAGGCAAAACAACCGAGCUUGCUACCGAGCAAUGAAGGCAUUUGCAUUAAAAACGUUCCGCAAUGUGCAGAGUGCCUGGACCACAGGACAUGUCAGAGAUGUCAGAAAGGCUUUCUUUUACUUGAAAGUUAUUGGGGCGCACUAUGUGUGUCUAGCUGUCCUGACGGGUUCACCGCAAUACAAACAGAAGAAAAUGGCUUAGUGUGUAAAAACAGUAACGGAUGCGGUAGAAUACCUCAAUGUUCCCAGUGCGAGGAGAAGUUUGCUGACAUUUGUGACAGAUGUGAAGACGGGUUCCUACUCUUGCAGCAAGGCACUGGCGCCGAGGUUCAGUGCGUUGCUUCGUGUCCCGUGGGAUUCGUGAAACACGGAACAAGAUGCCGCGCAGAAAUGUGCGAGGAUUUCUUCUGUUCACGUUGCAAGGAAGGCUGGGUCCUACAAUACAAAGGAGGAACUAAGUGUCUCUCCAACUGUCCAUAUGGCUUCUAUAGAAAGCAAGAUUGGUACAGCGAUCAAUCUUACUGUGAAAUGUGCCGAGCGAAUUGCAAGAGCUGUCAAGACUCGUACAACUGUGAUGUGUGUGAAGACAACUUUUUUCUUCUCGAGAGCGUUUUCUCCAAGUGUGUACACUCCUGCCCUGUUGGGUAUCUCCCAGACAAUACCCAGUCCCUGGGAAAGGUCUGCAAGACAGAUAAACUCGGCUGCUUAGACGAAAGAUGCUCCCAGUGCCAAGAGGGCUGGUACCGAAUCCGCAUCCGGAAGGUCUAUCACUGUCGCAUGGAGUGUCCAUCGGGAUAUUUUGGGAUAGAACAAGCAGGAAAGCCAAAGAUUUGUGGCCGUUGCCCGUAUAACUGCCAAGAAUGUCUAAACCCCCGGGAAUGCCAAACGUGUAAGUCGGGUCUGCAUAAACUCGUGCGUGGUGGAAGAGUGUAUUGCGUCUGGCAUUGCCCUAAAGAUUACCUGGCUCAUGAAAGCAACAACAAUGAAAAAACAUGCGUGAAAGCAACUGGCGAUCUUCUUGGACGAUUAUAAGAGAGAAACUACGAGCUGAUAUAACAUAUAUACGAAAGUUGGAAGUGACAUUCUGUUUGUAUUUUUUUUUUUUCGAUAAAUUUCAAUGUAAAUAAAGGAAGACGUAUAGCUGCGGCAUUAACAACCCCUUCUUUAAAGUUAUUCCAAAAGAUAUUAUUAAGAUAAUGGAUGGCUAUUUAUUUAAAAGUUCCCCUCGCAUCAUCGCCAAAAAUUAUUUAGUUAUAAAUCUUAAUGAAAUCCUCAGAAAGGAAAUGUCUACACAAAAGAUAAGUGCUGCUUAAAAGAGUUUCGAUGAGGUUAUUGCAUUGGUUGUUCGUAAUUUAAAUGAGAUAUAUCCGUUUCCUUUCGUUUUUUAGUUUGUUUUGUUUUGUCUCAUUAUUUACUCCCUUCAAUCGUUCCUUUAUCACUGAGCUUACUUGGAUGUUAAAAUUAAAGUGCACUGGAAGCAAAGGAGAUUAUUAUUUACUCGGAGACAAGAAAAAGAUAAAAGGGACGUCGGGAAAUUUAAUCAGGCACAAUCAGCACAUAUUACGUUGUUUUCUUUGUGAGUAAAUUAUUUUUUUUUCUUCUCCGAUUUCGCACGAUGUCCGAAUUAUCUGCUUGGACCUGCAAGAUUGAAAUUGACACAGACUGAAUGUAAGAGAGAAUAUAUCUUCCAUGUUAUUGCUACACAGCUUUGCUCCAAAAA